UCCUGACGCGAGCUGGUCCCGGGAAGCUCUGGCGCGAAGGUCAUCGGGAAGCGACGCCAGCACUGAAUUGGAGGAGGUAGUCAGUGCUUGUCCCGCCAGCCCGCCGAGAGGACCAGCAGCUCCCUCUCCUCCGCAAGACCACUCGCCUCACCACGAACACGAUCAUCAUUGCCAGUAUGAGAGUGAAUCUUUAGCGCCAUCUAGUGAGUAAACGUGCAGGAAGUGAGAACUGAGGCGCCAAAGGAGUGUUCGUGUGUGUUUGUGUGACGAACUUGAUCUGUGUCACGCCUGCCUGCGUCGCUGCUGCCACAGGAGAAGUGAACGCCGUCAGGACACGUCACCAUGAAGAGCGAGUGGUCACAAGCCAUCGAGCCGCCCUCCCCGGGGCCGCUGAAGGCUCAAGUCCUCGACUCCUACAGCAAGCAAGGCGAUAGGUGUGAGGAGGGAAGACCCGCCGAGGCCCCGCCCGCCUCAGCUGCCGCCUCCUCCUCCUCCUCCUCUUCCUCUUGUUGCUUCUGCAAGGGCCCGUGCAGCCGCUCCCUGCGCCACAUCAUGGGCUGCUUCCUGAAGAAGUUCGACAACUUCCUGAACCGUACAUUCUACCGCCUGGGCUACUUCAUAGCAUGCCACUUCGGUUACUUCAUCAUCGUGCCCAUCUUCAUGACGGCCAUCUUGGCCACGGGCUUCCAGAACAUCCGCUACGAAGAUGAUCCCGAGUACCUUUUCUCACCCACCACGGGAUUCGCUAGACGGGAGCGCGCCAUCAUCGAGGAAAACUUCUUCCUUAACUUCAGCUCAGACUUCCACCCAUCCCGCAUGACGCGCCUGGGUAGGUUUGCGCGCCUCAUCAUCAUGGCGCGGGACGAGGGCACCAUCUUGCGCACCGACGUGUGGGAGGAUAUCAAGAAGCUGGACAAUCUGGUGCAGUCUGUGUCCCUAGAGAAGGACGGCCGCACGCUGACCUUCAAGGACGUGUGCGCCAUCUGGGACAAGAAGUGCUACGAGAACACCGUGCUGGACCUGUACGACCUGAUGCCCGAUGUGGAGUCCAAGCAGCUCAAUCUCACCUACCCCUUCAUGCUCAACCCAAACACCUUCGAGCCUCUCCUCUUCUCACACUACAUGGGCGGCGUCAACGUCACCGACUACAACGUCAUGGAGAGUGCCAAGGCUCUGUCCAUCUUCUACUGGCUCAAGAACAACAACAAAAAUGAAGACCUUGAGGCGGCUCGUUGGGAGGAGGAGUUGCUGAAGGCCAUGGAAGAUUUGGAGUUCGAGACCAUCACCGUGGCGCGCUUCGUCUCCCACACGCUGGAGACGGAGCUGGAGAACAACACGAACUCUGUGGUGCCCUUCUUCGGUGUCACCAUCACCAUCAUGCUUCUGUUCAGCAUCGGUUCCGUCAUGAUGGGCGACUGGGUGCGCACCAAACCCUGGCUGGGCUUUAUCGGAGUGCUCUCGGCUGCGCUCUCCUGUUGCGCCGCCUUCGGGUUCCUCAUAUACUUGGGAGUGGAGUUUAUCGGGAUCAACAUGGCGGCACCCUUCCUUAUGCUCGGCAUAGGUAUAGACGACACCUUCGUGAUGUUGGCUGCCUGGCGCCGUACGAAGAUUCAGGACUCGGUGCCCGACAGGAUGGCGCAGACCUUCGCCGAUGCCGCCGUCAGCGUGACUAUCACCUCUCUCACAGACAUGAUUUCAUUCUUCAUCGGCGCCAUCACGCCUUUCCCCUGCGUCCAAAUCUUCUGCCUGUACACAGGAACGGCGGUGCUGACGACUUACCUGUGGCACAUCACGUUCUUCGGCGGCUGCAUGGCACUCUCAGGGUACAUGGAGAAGGGACAGAGGCACGGCUUUACCUGUCAAAAAGUCAAGGCCAAAUCUGAAGCAGUGAAUGAGAGCUACUGUUACCGGGUGUUCUGCACGGGUGGCAUCAGCGAGCAGGAUCCACACAACCCGAUGGACAACAAACCUCACGCCCUCAUGGCCUUCUUCAGGGACUACGUGGCUCGCUUCCUAAACAUCCCGGCCAUUAAAGCACUGGUGGUGAUGGUGUUCUUGAUCUAUCUGCUGGUGGCCUGCUGGGGCUGCACCAUGGUCAAGGAAGGGCUGGAGCGACGCAGACUUUCGCGAGAUGAUUCCUAUUCCGUCGAUUUUUAUGACCGCGAGGACAUGUAUUUCAGAGAGUUUCCUUACAGAAUACAGGUCGUCAUCACCGGGGAUGUGAACUACAGUGACCCUGAGACGCAGAGAGGACUGAUGGAGUUGCACCAACAAUUCGAGAACAUGUCUUACAUCGUGGGUGGCCCGAUAUACACCGAGUCGUGGAUCACUCACUGGUUCAGCUUCCUUGACAGAAACAUGGAGUACCUGGGACUGAACGUGACCACUGAGGAGGAUUUCAUUGACAGCUUGAGAGAGAUCUAUCUAGCCGGAGAGGCCAAUCCGUACGCUCUAGAUGUGACCUUCAAUGAGGACUUCACCCGCAUCGUGGCAUCGCGUUUCAUCAUUCAGACUUACCAGAUCAAGGACGCCAAUGCGGACAAGGACAUGAUGGAGGAGUUGAGGAAGGUUGCCUUCGAGUCCAAGUUCAACGUGACUGUUUUCAAUCCCUUCUUCAUCUUCUUCGAUCAGUACGUGCUGGUGCGGACCACUAGUAUCCAGGCCAUCAGCUUGGCGGCGGCCGUCAUGAUGGUGGUGUCGCUCAUCUUCAUCCCCAACCCGCUGUGCUCGCUUUGGGUCGCUUUCUCCAUCGUGUCCAUCGAGAUUGGCGUCGUGGGCUACAUGACUCUGUGGAAUGUCAACCUGGACUCCAUAUCCAUGAUUAACCUCAUCAUGUGUAUUGGCUUCAGCGUGGACUUCUCGGCUCAUAUCUCCUAUGCUUACCUGGCGGCCAAGGUGGACACGCCCGAGGAGCGCGUGCGCGAGUGUCUCUACGCCCUGGGCUUGCCCAUCGUACAGGGCGGCCUGUCCACCAUUCUGGGCAUAACUGCACUCAUCCUUGCUCCAUCCUACAUAUUCAUCACCUUCUUCAAGACUGUCUUCCUUGUCAUCUUCUUCGGCGCCAUGCACGGUAUUUUCCUCCUGCCGGUGCUGCUGUCCCUCAUGGGCCCUGGCUCAUGCACCAGGAAGAAGAAGGAGAUAUCUCCGCUCUCCAGGAACCAUGCUCAUCCAUUUUAUGUGCACGGCAACGACCUGACUCCUGUGGACCCCAGAGACCCAAGUGGCCUAAAGAUCCCUCGCCCUCACAGCGGUCUCCCGGCGCUCAAUGGCGUGGUGCCUGACGUGUCCGGCAGCCGAGUGCGUCCCGGCACCAUGGUGCCCCCCGGCGCUUCCAUCAAGGAUGACGGACACAGUCUGGAGAAAGACCUGGGUCUAGGCACAUCCGGAGAGGAAUCUAGUGAGUCCAGCCUAAGCAAGGGUGUCACCUCGCGACGUGGCGGCCCUGACCUUGUGCCUGGUAGCGGCGGUCGGAAGAGCCUGCCCAUUAUGGAGGUGUACAGCAACAACGGCUACGUCAGCGACGAUCUGGAGGCGGAGGAGCGGAGAGCCCAGGAGAUGAGGGCCCAAGAGCGGAGGCUGGACCGAUACGGCGAGUGGGAAGACCCGCGCCAGAGUCUUCCCAGCCAUCGCCCUGCCCACCACGGCCCCUCCCACCCAGCCGGCCGUCGCUCCAGCUCCUCCCGCCCCCGCAGCCAGGACCGCUCCCACCCCUUAGACGCGCGGGAGAGGAGUGAGCGCCGGGGAUCCUCGGCGACAAGACACGGGUCCCGCGCCUCACAGGAGCCUCGGGGCCGCUACCGUGACCACCACUAGUGGCGCCGCGUGGGUGCCGUGUGCCAUGGGCCUGUACAGUGUACAUAGUGUAGUGUGAAAGGACAGGUCCAGCGGGACCCGCCCAGGCCCUCCUCCAUCCUUUCCUGAGGUACUGAGCCGCUCCCUAGGCGGUGCCAUCCUGCCAUCCUGCCAAAUUGUUAGUUUUCCGUUAAGGUUGUCAUUCCUUUCAGUGGUGUGCGGGCCUUGCAGCGAGGCUUGUGUGGCGAGUGCUGGGUGGCUGGGUGUGCCACCGCGGCGUCGCACCAUUCACCGCCGCCUACUUCAUUUCAGGGAAAAGUUUAUCAAUCGACGCGAUCCAUCGACGAAGACUGACGCUCGUUGCCGGCAAUGGCAGCGUGUGUUUCUCACUGUCUGGACCCAGCCACGCCCACGGCGGGCUGUGUGUACGUGUACACCUACGCGUGCACACGUGCACAGCAAUCCGCGUGGAGGUGCACGCCUGUGCAUUUUAAUUUUAUCGAAACUCCAAAUACACGGUCAGGUCUGCCUGGCCAAGCUCACAAAUAACUAGUUUGAUCCUCGUAAACUGUAUCAGUUACACGAUGUCUGUGCUGAAUGCCGAGCGCGAUGGCGGCCUUUAAAAAUCUUAAAAAGAACACUAAAAGCUUAUAGUUUUAAUAUUUUAAUACUCCAAUUUUAUAAUGUAUAAUAUCUAUUAAGAUUUUAUUUCAUUCGUAAUUUUAAUGUCAUAAUAUUUGUGGUAGUGCUCAUGUAUUGUUUUCGUACCUACGUGUGUGCCUGUAUGUAUGCAUGUAUGUAAGUAUGAAUGUAUGUAUAGGUAUGAAUUUUGUAUGUAUGUCUGUGUGUUUGUAGUAUAUAUGCAGUGAGAGGCUGGCCCACCACCGUCACGCCACCACCACCCUCGGCGCCUCCGCCAGCGACUUGUUUCCACGCGAGUACAAAGACAUUUCGUUACAACGACUUCAUUGUGUUGAGUUGGAGUGGCGGGGCGGCCUGGCGGGGCUGGCGAGGGUUGCAGGCUCGUGACGCCGCCGCCCCGCCGUCCUGCUCCGCCCAGCCGCCUUCCUUUUGAUCAGAAAACACGGCGAGACUGGCAGAGAUUAGCCUCACAAAAUUCAGUAUUAUUAAGCUCUUCUACGUGUUUUUGUAUCAUUGUCACUAAUAAAAUGUUUUGACA
Messenger RNA from Portunus trituberculatus (swimming crab), 4972 nucleotides. It is a transcript of the gene Ptr, whose product is annotated as patched domain-containing protein 3-like. Lineage: Eukaryota; Metazoa; Arthropoda; Malacostraca; Decapoda; Portunidae. The transcript is spliced from 11 exons. Gene Ontology annotation, cellular component: plasma membrane; cytoplasmic vesicle membrane. The record is from RefSeq and is a predicted model, not a curated record. The coding region runs from base 343 to 3813 and encodes 1156 amino acids.